Messenger RNA from Cydia amplana, 1970 nucleotides. RefSeq names its product potassium channel subfamily K member 18-like. Gene Ontology annotation, molecular function: outward rectifier potassium channel activity; potassium ion leak channel activity. Gene Ontology annotation, biological process: stabilization of membrane potential; potassium ion transmembrane transport. Lineage: Eukaryota; Metazoa; Arthropoda; Insecta; Lepidoptera; Tortricidae. Gene Ontology annotation, cellular component: plasma membrane. The coding region runs from base 164 to 1567 and encodes 467 amino acids. The record is from RefSeq and is a predicted model, not a curated record. The transcript has 3 exons.
AAAAGGGACACUGAAUGAAAAAUGGACCAUUAUGGAAAACAUUUGUCAACGAAAGAUGGAUGGAAAAGAUGGAUCUUCCCAGUAACGUCUAACUCACACAAAGGACGGUUUGGAUCUCGUAAACACUGCUAAGAAUAUGGUUUGUGACGAUCUAUGAGCAAAUAUGGACAAAAACUCUAAGAAGAAGAAUCAUGUUAAUGGUAAAUAUAAAAAGAAUAACAAAACAGACAAUUAUAGACUCGAUGAUGAGAUCGAUACUACUUGCUGCUUCUGCAUCAAAACAAAAAAGAGUCAAAAGAAAAGUCUCAUCGCUGGAUGCGUCACGAACUUAGGGAUAUUUGCUCUUCUUCUCGGAUAUACUCUUUUAGGAGCGUUUGUGUUUCUUGCCAUAGAAGGGAAUGCCUCGAAAGUCCAUCAAAAGACCUUGGCUACCACGUCAUACCAAGCGAACGAGGUCGCGAAGACUGUUCCCAUCUCAAAACUGAACGGAACGAUCGCGCAAGCUAGUGCGGAGUUGAGGUCACAGACUGUUGAAAGCAUUUGGGAGAUCACCGUAUCUUUGAACAUUCUUUACAAGGAGAACUGGACGAGGCUAGCUGCCCAAGAAAUAGCGAGGUUUCAGGAGAAGUUGGUAGCGAGAGUGGCGGCAGAUGUGUCCGCUCAGUACGGAGGUGCUAGAGCGCUGGAGUCGGCACCAGCUCUCAUAGUGGAUGACUAUGAAUGGAAUUUUGCGAAAGCCUUCCUGUACUCAUUAACGGUUCUUACGACAAUAGGUUAUGGCAGUGUGGCUCCAAGGACAGCAUUAGGGAAGGCUGUUACCAUCGGGUACGCUGUCAUUGGGAUACCCUUAACACUACUCUAUCUAUCUGUUGUCGGCGCCUUACUAUCAAGAGUCGCACGAAGCAUAUUCAGCAGGGCACUCUGCUGCUGCCUAUGUACAAAAUGUGGAUAUUGCUGCCUCGACGAGAGAACGGUAGGGGGCAAAGACAGAAAAGAUAAAGUAAGAAGACAAGAUGACUACAGAAACCAAUCAUUGCACCUUCAAGAACCGUAUUACGUCCGGUCACCAUCAGGUACCAUUAUUUCGGCAUCUCAAGCGCACAGCGUCAGUACGACUUCUAUUAAAGACAAAAACCAAAGUUUGAGCUUCCUCCGCGACUGCGAUUCCUUGAGCUGCACAGACACCGACUCAAAAGUCUCCUUGCACGGUUUCUCGAUUCUCGCCCCUCUCUCUUUGUGCCUAACUGCCAUUUUUACAUAUAUUUUCUUCGGCGCGUUGGUUCUUUAUCAAUUGGAAGGCUGGAGCCCUAUCGACGGCGUUUACUUUUGUUUUAUGAGCCUGAGCACGAUUGGUUUCGGUCAUUUAGCACCUGGGGCCACUCAGAAGAGUGGAGCUUCUACUGGAACUGUAUGGUUUUGCUCGAUUUAUAUAAUGACCGGUUUAGCCCUCACUGCGAUGUGCUUCAACGUUCUGCAUGACGAAAUCGUCCACCGCCUAAGACAUCACAAGAAAAUCAUCAAGAGCACUCAGAAGGUGUUAACGCCAGAGUUCUUGCAUCGAUCUUGACGAGAUGAAAGUGCUGAACUGACUGAAGACACUUUGAUUGAUUCUGAAGGAGAAUUGCCAGAGGUUCUUCACCAUGUUUCUGGACGUUGUAAAGGGGGAAUAAUCCGUCGCUCAGUGUACACACUUCGGGCAGAGAAACAGCCAGACAGAACGACUUCCAUGUAAUAUAGGAGGUACCUAUUAUCUCAGAGAGUACUUUACCCUUGAUAUUUUCCCUUUAGAUAUUAGAAAUGGGCAAUUGUUUUAUUGGUAGAAAAAUAACAUUUUUUCUUUCAAUAAGCAAUCAACAUUACACAAUACUCAUGUAAGGAGUUCAUAUUAAACCCUCAGAUAACAUUAGCCUCUGAAUUUGGCGUGAUAUUAAAUUGAGAAUACCUAUUUCACGCAUUGCUCCAGGGAUAUC